AUGACUCGCAUCUAUGUUCAGCGUGGUUCUUCCACUGGUGGUACUUCUCAGAACCCUAAUCCUAACCCUAAUAACCCUAACCAGAACCCUAACCAUAGCCGGGCUGGGUCUUCUUCCGUCGCCCGGCCGGAGCAUGGAGCACAGGUUCAAUCGGCUGCUAAGGAUGAGGAAAGUGUAGAGGAGCAACAUAAACUGUCUGUUGGUGAUGAGAUUUUGGAGUAUGCUGGGACUAGUAACAGGGCAAAGAGUGAUGAGCUUUUUAUGGAAAGUCUUCGUAUGGAGGAGAAUGAUACACCUUUAGGAAUGGAAGUGUUGGCUGAUCUUCCUGGGAACGAUGUUAAAGAAGAGGUUGAUGGUUCUCUAGAAUCAAUCAGAGGGUUGACUGGAGAAAGACAACCGAAAGAGAAAGAAGGCUUGUGUGAGGAUGAUCCUGCUAAUGUUGGUGGUGGUAGUUCACAUCCUCCACCUCCACCUGUUCCACCUCCAAAGCCUUCCGCAACUAACUUAACUUCAAGAAGAAGUGCAUCAGGGUCUCCUAAUGCUGUUAAUGCAGGAUCACCAAGGAGAACAGCUGUCUGGCCUGUUGUUUCAGCUAGGUCUUCACCUGCUGGGUCUCGGCCUUCAUCUCCCAAGGCUCAUAGUGAAAGUGAGGGGUAUAAUAGUGCUGAUGAACAGAAUCCAUGCUAUGUGUCCUCUUAUGCUGAUGCAGAAAGGGAGCGGCAGUUUGAAAUUGAUAUUAAAAGGGUGAAAGGCUAUGAAGUAAAAAGAAUGACAGCGGAUGGCAAUUGCCUUUUUCGUGCUGUUGCAGACCAAGUGUAUGGGGACUCAGAACUCUAUGAUUUGGUCAGGCAGAUGAGCAUAGAUUACAUGGAGCGGGAGAGGGAUCACUUUUCUCAAUUUAUAACAGAAGGUUUCUCCUCAUACUGUAAGAGGAAGAGAAGAGAUAAGGUUUAUGGCAACAAUGUUGAGAUCCAAGCCAUGUCUGAAAUGUAUAAUAGACCUAUUCAUAUAUACUCCUACUCCACAGAGCCUAUCAAUACAUUUCAUGGAAGCUAUGACACUGAUUCACCACCAGUACGCCUGAGUUUUCAUUAUGGUAACCAUUACAACUCCCUUGUUGACCCACGGCGUCCAACAACUGGUGAAGGACUUGGUUUCAGCUCUCUUCGUGGGACAAAUGCUGACAAAGAUCAAGUCAAAGCUGCUAUUAAAGCUCAGCAAGAUCAACAAAUCGAUAAUGCACUAUUAGCUGAGGGGAGGUUUUACUCUGAUCUUGAGCUCACAGAGAAGGAAAUUGAGCGCUCUGUAAUGGAAGCUUCUCGAGCUGAAUAUCUUGCUGGUAGUACAUUAAAGCACCAACGUGGGCAUCGAGAAUCGUCUACAUCAACUGCUGAGCCAUCUUCUUCUGGAGCAAGAUCGUCAGGUAGUGAUCCCAAGAUGGAACACGGGAAAGAGUCUAGUCUUAGCAGCAGCAUGCAUACUUUACUAUCAAUGGGAUUUAGUUACCUACAAGCUAUCGAGGCAUACAGCAUUUUUGGGGACGAUGUGGAUUCUAUGGUUUGUUACUUGUUGGAAACUGGCAGCAGUAGCAGACGGAAAGGAAAGGCUACUGAAUGA
Molecule: messenger RNA, 1617 nt
Organism: Lathyrus sativus (Indian pea)
Lineage: Eukaryota; Viridiplantae; Streptophyta; Magnoliopsida; Fabales; Fabaceae
Source: the annotation of a GenBank genome assembly